AUGAAUAACCAAACCUGGCUCUGGCAACUGGUUGUGAUCGCUCUGCUGGCUGCCAGCCAGGCUAAGCAACGUCCUUUUACAAUUCAAAUCAAAAAUUUUACCUGUUGGCCAACGGAGCCUUCGUUGUUUACCGACUUAAGCUGCAGCAGCAGCAAGAAACGUGGCGCAGCCACGAUGAGCGCGCGCUUCAGUCUCAGCCAAGCACUUGAGCAGUUUAGUCUGAUGGUCGACUUUGACAUUAUCAAAAAGGAUAACUCAAAGAUGAACAUACAGCAUACUAAAAUCGAUGGCUGCCAGUACUUGACCUCAGCAUGCAAGCACAAAUUUCAAGGCGGAAUCUUUGAGACGGUGCUCAAGGUUAGCAAUUUGCCCAGAGGAUGUCCAUUUCAAGCAAACAAAGUCUACGAGGUACGCAACUACACAAUUACGCUGGAAAGAAUCCCCAUGGCUUUGCCUUCUUUAACAUACCACGUCAAAAUUAAGUUCUUUCGGCUGAAGCAAACAAUUGGCGAUGCUCUCCUUGUUGCUUCUGCCAUGUAUUGA
Molecule: messenger RNA, 543 nt
Organism: Drosophila hydei
Lineage: Eukaryota; Metazoa; Arthropoda; Insecta; Diptera; Drosophilidae
Exons: 3
Coding region: 1-543 (180 amino acids)
Source: RefSeq, a predicted model, not a curated record